CUCAGUAGCGGAAGUGUCACUAGCCGCUAAUUUCACUGAGCUAAGGCGGAUCCCCUUCUCUUUAACGUCUUUGAAACUUUGUUCUGAAUCAAAUAUCCAGGCUGUUAAUCACACUCAUCAGUGACAUCCCGACAGAAGGGAAAGGAGACAUGGGGGACAAGGAGCUGAUGUGGGCUUUGAAAAAUGGUGAUUUGGACGAGGUGAAAACGUUACUGAAAAAGGAUGAGGAUGUUAAUCGGACACUGGAGAGCGGUAGAAAGCCCCUGCACUACGCUGCAGACUGUGGCCAGGCUGAGAUGGUGGAGUUCCUGUUGUCUAAAGGAGCAGAUGUGAACGCUGCAGACAAACACGGCAUCACUCCAUUGCUUUCUGCCACUUACGAGGGUCACCUCUCCUGCGUCAAAAUCUUACUAGAGAAGGGUGCUGAUAAGGAGAGAAAGGGACCAGACGGGCUGAGUGCGUUCGAGGCAGCAGAGAGCGAUGCCAUUAAAUCCCUGCUGAAAUGAGGCUGCGCUCUCAGACCUGCAGCUCCGAGGUGCAAACAGACGCUUGGCUGCCACCAGACAGAUCACACACUCAUGCACACGUCUACGCCUCUGCCCGGUGGCCGCCUCGUCUUCUGGGUUUUCUUUGUGUUCCAUAUUUCCUCUUUUUUUUUUUUUUUUUUUGGUGGGAGUGGGUGUAUGAUUACUCUGCUAGCAUAUCUGAAUUUAGCGGACCUCUCAAUCAGUCCUGCCAUCCCCACAGAGCCACUGGCUGUGAGGAAGCAGUUCAUCUUCACUCCUGUCUACCACUAAAACACACACACACUUAUUUACCAAACAAAGCAUUUCCCAUCUUGCGAAAGAUCCCCAGCAACCGAAUCCGCAGCAAAUAACCAUGUAAAUGUGUUUUUGUACUGUAAGACUGAAAGAAGCUGGUUUUUAAAUUUAGAUAAAAAAGAAUUUUGAUGUCUAAUGCCUAGUCCCAUAUGUGAUCAGGGGUGGCAUAUGGGACUAGCCGAGUGGCACAUAUAUAAUUAACCCUCUCCCAGUGGAAAGAUAAACUACUUCCUGUAAAAAUAUAUAUAUAUAUAAAAAAAAAACCUUUACAUUCCCACAGAGCAGUCUUGAUGAGCUCUUCUAACAAUGGCUUACAAAUAGAAAAAAAAAAAGGUAUUGAAAUCAUGUCAUGACCAUGACAGCCUGCACUUCUCUCUUCUUUUUGUCUGCUCAGUCAUGUUUGUACUCUUGAAAAUGUGGGUUAAUAAUAAAAAAAAAUAAAUAAAUAAAAGGCUUCAAGUUUUCUGCUGAGAGAGUGAGUGGAACCAGACAAGCACUUUGUCACUGAUAACGAUGGACUCUUCUGCUUAUCCGACUCUUAUGCAUGCUAAUGCCUCUGCUACUACACUCUGGGCUGAAAAAAAACGCUGUGCUUUUCUCUUGCUCACUCGCUUUUUAGAUUUUUUUUUUUUUUUAUCUCUCUCUCUCUUUAAAGUUGCAAAUUCAACCCUUAAACAAAACAGAACUAACAGAACCGUUUAAAGCUUUCUAUCCGGCUUCGUUGUGAGAAAGGUUGGUAAAAGAAAAACGAAUAAAACAUUUUAAUUUGAA
This is a messenger RNA of Tachysurus vachellii, 1592 nucleotides long. It is a transcript of the gene mtpn, whose product is annotated as myotrophin. The record is from RefSeq and is a predicted model, not a curated record. Lineage: Eukaryota; Metazoa; Chordata; Actinopteri; Siluriformes; Bagridae. Bases 150 to 506 code for a protein of 118 amino acids. Gene Ontology annotation, biological process: regulation of barbed-end actin filament capping. The transcript has 5 exons. Gene Ontology annotation, cellular component: cytoplasm; nucleus. Gene Ontology annotation, molecular function: protein binding.